GAAAUUUGGAAGCUACAUUUCCCCCAAUUGCAAGUCAUUUUCCUUGCAAGCUAGGAAACAGUCAAGAACAAUUUUCCUGUCUAAUAAAAGUCAACUUUUCAAGAUCGUACCUAAGACAUUACCCGAUCAUGAUGAAAACCAUACCUGACAUUUUCCAAGCACUGUUCAUAUCUAUAACCACACGUAACCUGAUUAUACACACAAACUUCCUCUGUGACCGGCCAUUACCUGAGCCGCACGACAUGCUCGACCCAACCCUAAAGCGUGGAGAAGCAGAAAGAAGGAAGGAGAAUCAAGCUGGGCUUCCCAGUAAGCGAAGAGGAAGCAAUGUGGGCUCAUUAACAACGAGUCUAUUACCGACGUCGAGGGCUCGUCUAGUGACGCGUGACAGUAUUUAUUAUUACAGGUUAAGUAAUGCGAAGACUUGUUUGUGCGAGGACACUGCAACUGAUAACUUCCUUUGGACGUGGGUUAAUACAGAUGCUUCGUCGAUCAGGUACUUGUCUUCUGUCGUAAGUGCUAAUUAAAAAAUCUACGUAUCAAGUUUUAGUGACUCAUUGUUUUGACAUUUUUUUUCGCUUUUACCUUGGAGUAUUUAAUGGACAUCUUGGACUGAAAAUGAUGAUAAUAAUGGCAUCCCUUUAGAUUAUAAUUCCUUCAUUCUGCCUAAAACAAGGAGGAGAGGAUAUUGGAAAAAUAGUUUACCUCGGUGUUAAUGUAUCGAAGUGGGAAUGGCUGAUCUAGCUAGAAGUCAAUGAAGGAAACUGUAUAAAGUGUUUUUCUGCAAACUGCUGCCAACAUUAAGCUCAAGGAAUCAUUGGACACUUAAUAUUGGAAAUACAAUGCAGCCGGCUGAUUAUUGAAGCACAUGUUUAUCAAACUCUCUUCAAAACAAAUAUUGGAAACUGGGAGCUUUGGAACAUCUCUCCUGCUGUUGUUUUUUUUUAUUUUAUUAUAAUGGAGGCCUGACUGUGAAUUGUGACACUGGUACAUAUUGACAUUUCUGCUUUCUCAUUAUCAUGCACAAUCUGCUUGUAUUGUUCUGGUACCCAGAGGGCAUUUGUGAGUGGAAUUGAGUUAUAGCCGCCCUUUUUGUUAUGUAGCAUGGACCAUUGAUUAAAAUCCAAUACCGACAGCCAGAACUCGAUGCCGGACAAUUUGAUGAUAAUUCUGCCUGUUACAGACAGCUGCGGUCUAGUACUUUCAUUAAUAUAGACCUUAGGUAGCCGUGUAUAGUUGUAGCUCUACAUGCAACUGACAUGUAUUUCACCCUCCCCGUUAUGUGAGAAGUCAGGAAGUUGUGUAUAGCAAGUUCUGGUAGCCACUAUCAACUCUCAGGAGAGUGCCGUUUUCAAUGACUGCUGAUGAAUGAUGGGAUAUUGCUCUUUAUGAAUUUUUGAUGAGAAGGUUUUAGACACCUUGUGUUUUUUUAGUCUAUUUGUUGGAAAUUACUUUGGUCUUGUUUUACUGCGGGUCCCGGAUUAUUUAACGUUUCUAUUUGUGUGUACGUAACAAUCUUUUUUUUUAAAGUCGAAAGCGGACUUGAUAGCGAUGAUUGAAUUUUAGCUGUGAUGGAAGAUUUAUUAAAUUUCCCUGGCAUAUUGGAAGUUCAUUAAGUCUAUAAUACAAGUGUGCGCAGUAGGAGUCCGUGGUUUUGUCAGGUGCUCUAAUGGUCGUAUGAAAUAUUAAUCUGACAUUUCAUAUUUCAAAAUAACUUAGGCUAAUAUACUGAAAUGAGAGUCUUGUGGAGAUGACCUGUUUUCUUAUAAACAGAAACAAAGAGAAGAUGCCCUGUCUCACACAUGAUUGGACGCUUCCAAAUAGAAUGACACUUGCCUGGUGACUUCAGCAGCGAGCAAUAUUUGAUCAGUUAUUUCAUGUGCACAUUCGACAGUAUACAUGUGUUUUCAAUUUUUGAUUAGUCUCCAUAUAAGAUGAAAGGAAUUUAUGUGAAAUCAAAUUUUACAAUGUGUUUUAUGGGAAUUAUUGUGACCUUAUAUUUCAAUGUGGCACAAGGGCAGGUUCAUUACCCCCAAGGGCAACAGUAUCCACCCCCUGGGGGUCAGUACUCCACAGGAGGGUUCUUACCACCAAUGGGACCCAUGGAGCCAUUUCCUCUUGAAAGCAUGGAGAAUUUUACAGAGGCAUUUGGAGAAGAAAUCAAAAUGCUGACCUACAAUCUUACUGCUUAUAGGAGUUAUAACGAAGAGGCCCACAGGCAGCUGACAACAGCUAAGGUGUUUGACCCCCAGGACCUGGUGGACAAAAUGGCCCGUGAGAUAGAGGAACUUCUGAAGACCAAGGUCAAAGCUGUUGAGAAAUUGGUAAAAGCAGCAGAAAAUGCCAGGAAAGACCAUGAGUAUAGGAAAAACUUGCAGCUUGAAUAUGUGAACAAUAAGAAAGUAAUAAGUCAGGAAGACAUGGAGAUGAUGGGACUCAACUCAUCGUCGGUCUUUGAUAUCUACUACAUGAUCAACUUGACGCAGGACACCCUGUUCAACGACGUCCAGAUCAACCCAAACUACAGCACCAUACACGUGCCAACCAAUGUCUACGAUCAAGCCCCAGUCAUCCUGAACGGGAUUCAGUGGUCUAAGAAGCUAGAUCCGAUAUUCAAACAGAACAGGAAGGAGACGUCCGACCUCCGCUGGCAGUACUACUGCAGUGCCGACGGAUUCCUCCGGAUUUAUCCAGGUGUGAAAUGGCCGAAGAACAAUGUAGAAGAGAGUGUGGACAUGUACGACUGCAGAGUCAGAAGCUGGUACAUUAAGGCAGCCAGUUCUCCCAAGAACAUGGUGAUACUGGUGGACACCAGCGGAAGCAUGAAAGGUCGUCGACGGAUUAUCACCGUCAAAACCAUUCAGAAACUGCUAGAGACACUUAGUGACGAUGACCACUUCAAUAUCAUAACGUAUUCCGACAAACCCCGUUACCUGGACAACUGUUUUAGUGGGACACUCAUGCAGGCGAACAUACAGAACAAGCAGCGAGCUGUCAAGCUGUUCAAGAAGCUCGAGAUGAAAGACACAGGGGAGCUGAACCUGGCACUCGAAGAGGCAUUUAAGUUGUUCAAGUCAGAGAAAAAAAAAGGACAAGAACAAUGCAACAAGGCCAUAAUGGUGAUCACAGACGGACCGUCAGAAACAUAUAAAGAAAUCUUUGAAACACACAAUUGGCCAAAUAAAACGGUGAGGCUGUUUUCUUUUCUGGUUGGUCGGGAAGUAAAGGAGAAUAGGUACGCCAAAUGGAUGGCCUGUGCCAACAAAGGAUAUUACACUCACAUCUCAACACUGGCAGAUGUACAAGAAAGUGUUCAGUAUUAUCUUCGAGUGUUGAGUCGUCCAAUGGGGAUGGCCCACAGAGAAGGCGGUCUUUCUAGAACCCCUAAAUGGACACCGGUGUACACAGAUUAUACGACAGAGGUUACACAGAACCUCAGGGAGGGAGUGGGCCUGGUCAUUUCUGUGUCCAUGCCAGUGUUUGACACCAGUAAUUCAUCGGCUACUGGUGGGCGAUUAUUGGGGGUGAUGGGGACAGACAUACCAAUCCAAGAAAUCACCAAUCUGGUGCCCAAAGGCAAGCUUGGGGCCAACGCCUACACCUUUAUGUACACUCACCACGGAUACGUACUGUUUCAUCCCAACAUGAAGCCCAUGUACCAUAAGAUAAAAGGAAGCACGUCAGCUGAGAAGGAGUUCCGUCCCUUUUUUAACACCAUUGACAUCACAGAGAUGGAGUACGCUGUAGAUCACGAAGAAUUACACGAGUUUAGACAAAAAUUACUAAGUGCCUCAAAUCGAGGGAAAAUCAAGCUCAAAGUGAAAGUGCCUUAUGACCGAUCAGUGCCUUAUGACAGAAUGAAUCGAGUAGAAGUGGUCACCCACUCGUACUACACUGCUUCCAUCACAGGAACACCUUAUAAAAUUGCCAUUGCUUUGCCAUCAUACAGUUCCAGGAGAUCCAAGCUCACUCUCAUGGUGAAGAAGUUUGACAGGGUCUGUGUAAAUGUCCAGAACAAACAGAGGCAAUAUGAGUUCGCUCCAUGGCGUUACUGUGGGAACAAUGAGAUUUUGCAUGCCACUGGCUUCGACAGAAAAUUGAAGAUACUUGAUUUAUAUAAAUGUGUCAACGGGAAAGGAAAUUGCUCAGAUCUGGACAGUCUUUUGUACAGCGACCUGUUAGUCCACCAUCAGAUGAUUAUAAGAGGCACAAUAGGCAGCCAUGAGGACUACCGAUUCAGCAUAGCCAAUAAAUUGCAGACAGCAGGGAGUGAAUACUCAUUUGAGCCUGAAUACAAAAAGUUUUAUGAAAGGAAGGGGAUUGAGCUUUUGUUUAUUGCAACCAGAGGGGGCUUGACAGAUUUUGUUGCACCGAAAGAAAAUAUGAUCAGUCCAUACUGGAUGGGAAACAUGACUGCUACCAUUGAGGAGCUUUAUUACAGACAGGCCAUCAUGAACAAAGAGGAGAAGAAGAUAGACUACACAUUCUCUAUUCCUCUCAACAAAGAGUACAUGGAGGGAAACAACAUGACCAUUUUGUCCACUAUUCCCGUGUACGUGAACCGUUCUAACAUCGCAGUCGCCGGAAUGAUGCAGAACUUCAGUUCUUUCACUGACAUCUUUAAGAAGUAUCUCUUCUUCAACAAAUGCAGGGGUCCUGGUUGUUUCACAUGUGAAAAAUAUGGGUGCCAUCUUCUGGAUGCCAAUGGAUACAUUGUUUACGGCAUGGAGGGGGUAUCCAAGUUCCUGGGGGACACAGAUGAUUUAGGACUGAUGGCCAUGCUGAUCAAGGAAGGCGUGUUCAUCAGAGAGACGUACACAGAUUAUCAGUCAGAGUGCAAGGAGACAUACGAAGAGGAGACAGAGGAAGAGGGAGCCAGCUCUGCUUCAUUCCUCUUCAGUCCUUUGAAGAGACUGUUUGACAUUCUGCUGUGGUCUGCUGUGGAAUUUCUCAUAACUUUGGCAAAUGUUGGAUUAAGUGGAUGGUUUUACUCAGAGAAAGCAACAGCGGCACCUGUGAAUGACAACCCAUGUGUGUUUCAAGGUCUAAACAUAACUAUUGAAAACAUGCAAGAGCAAUACCAAACCUUCGCAAGAGCCAUUUAUUGUAACAAGGAACCAGAGAAUAUACACCUUGUGCCUUGUCACAUGACAAAGAGAGCUUAUCAUGCCAACUUCACGGUGUUCAGGAAGCACAGAGGUUCUGUAGAGGGCAUGGCCAAAGGAUGUGUUCCAUUCAACUGUACCAAGAGUUUUGCUGCAGUCUGGAUCAGAGAUACUAACCUGAUUCUGGUGUCGUCCGACCAGAACUGUAACUGCUCAGGCGUGGUUGAAGAGGUAGCCACAAUGAAUAGCGAUCCUAUUGUCUAUAAUGAAACAGAGAGAUGUGAACUGAUGCAGGAAAUAUCAGAGCGGGUACAAGUGGAGACGACCUGUAUUGACCAGAACCCAAAGGAAGAGACCACGGAAUGUGGUUGCCGUGGACUCCUUGCCUCUGUGCCUGUCCUUGUAUUGUCUGUGGCCUUGACCCUUUGGUUUAGCAGAUAACUUGACCUUUGACCCUUGACCUUCAAAAUUUAUAUACAUAGCAUCUCAUUGAAGAUGCAUCAAGGUUAUAAUCAUGACACUCAAAAUCUACAGGUUUUUUAAGGAAUUGAACAUGGACAAAGAAAUUGAAUAUUGAAAGAGUGUGUUUAGCUCUGUGUGAACUUGAAGUGCAUAUUAUCAUUGAUUGUUAUUCAGUAUUACAUGGUUCUUAAUUUAUAUAUUGUGCAUACUGCUAUCCCAUGCUAAGUGUCGCAGCCCUUACAAUCUGUCUACCAUAAAAAAAAACUUUGUCGCCUAGGACUUUGAUUUUUCCAUGAUUAGGUUGUAGGAUUUUAAAAUGACUUUUUCCAUGACAUUGUGUAGAUAAUAGUUACAUGAUCAUCUUAUUGCAUGAACAUCUUUCCUCCUACAAGGAUCACCCUUGGACCUUUUACAAAUACGAAGAAAAAGAGCUCUGAAAUAUUACUUCCAAGGGUCCUUCCCCAUUGAGAAAAGUAUUUCAAAUCAGCACAAUCUAAUGCCUUUUCUAAAAGAUAUUAUAUUCUAGCAUUCAUAUGACUUGAUAUAAGUAAUGAAAAAAAUUGCGAUUUUCAGGGGAAUAAAUAUGAUGAUAAAUUUAUAUUGCAUUGUAGUUGUGCAAACAAUACAUUCUGCCACUUUCAAACUACACAUCUGCUGGUCUGGUGUUAUCUAAUUGAACUACAAAGUUAACAAAGUAGUAUUUUAGUACCGGUAUAUAAAUCUGUAUUAUAUGAUUUCAAAAUCACAAAACUUUAUGAUAGAAUAUUUAUGUAACAAUUAAUUGUGUUUUUAAGUGCUUUAUCAGAAUUUGAUAUAAUUGCUAUUCUGGCAGUUGCAAUAUUAUAGUAAUGGGUUUCAUAUUCAAUACUGCAAGAUUGUUACACUUGUAUUUGCAUGAGUAUGUGAGUUAACAUUUGAAUUUAGAAGAUGGACAAAAAUACAUUGCCUUAGUACAUACAGUGAAUAUGGGAUCUGGACAACCAGGAUAUGGAUUUUCUCGUUUCUGUUAAGUUAUAAAGGACUACCAUCAGCUUAAUUAUGAUAAAGGAUAAGAAAUAUAUUUGUUGCAUAGUUAUGAAUUUAAAGCUGAAUAGAUAUUACUUUAUCAACUUUUCUGACCAUUCUAGACUGUGCUCAAUCAAAAUGUGAGUGUCAAGCAUCAUUGGUUAGCAAUUAUUAUUUAAUGUUCAAUAUUUGCCCAUGUUUCACAAUGACUUUGUUAAUUAGCAUGGAGUCUUUUUAAAUAGUGAUAUGCAAAAUUCAUGAUUUGUAUGGUUUAAAAUGUGAAUACAAAGAAUAAGUGCAUUUUUUUCAAGUUAUAGAAAAUGUUUGGGUUUCUUUUUUCUCCACCAUGUAUUUGUUGUCUCAAAUAUACUGAGAACAAUCAAAUGAUGUCAUCACCAAAUAAUAUGUUAUUUAUAGCGAUGGUUGAAUAUAGAAAUUUGUAUAAUAUAUUGAUUGCCCUAAUGACAAUAUUUAAUGAACAUCCUUGUUGUAUUUAUUUUGGUUUUGUUUAUUUUCAUUUAUUUGUUGUCACUUUUCUUUACAAUGUAUAAACAUAGUUAUGGACAUGUGAAAUAUGUCUUAGAUACAUUCUUUUAGUUAUCUGUGACAUGUUAAAGGGGCAUGGUCACGAUUUAGAUUGAAUUUUAUUUUUCUGUAUUCAUCAUCUACAAUGCUUUAGUAAAGCAUUUCUAAUGAUCAACCAAAAUUUGAGGGUCAGAUAUUGAAUUUUAAGUAAGAUACAGAACUCACGAUUCUUUAUUAUGUAAACAAGGCUCGUAUCCUGUUUUGAUUACACAAGAAAGAACUGUAAGCUCAGUAUCUUGCUUAAAACUUGAUGACUGAAACUCAAAUUUCGGUAGACCUUACCUUACUGAAGCAUUGUAAACAUUAAAAACAGAAAAAUAAAUCUUGGCCAAAAUUGUGAUAAUGCCCCUAUAAGAAAGUCUUAUAUGAAUACUAUUAAUUAAAUUGGUAAUUGUUUAUACAAAAUUUAAUUAAGCUUUAAUUUGUAAUCAGGAGAGGAGUUUAAGUGUAACGUUUCAUCUUACUUGUAUCUAGGCACCAAACAUUUUCUCAAGAUAUUUUCCGUGGUUGAAACUUAGUAAUGAAAUCCCAACCUUUUAUAGAGUUGUAGCUGUAGAUGAUAUUGGCCAUAAUUCUUUUUGCUCAGAGUUCAGCCUUUAGUGUUUAUACCGGUAUAUUAAUUGCAUAGUUUAUAUCAGGUAAAGUGGUUAUCAGUUGCUACUUACUCAAUGAAUAGUUCUUGUAAAGUACUGCCUUCAUGUAUAUAAAAUCACCUUGUAAGUCGAUUAUUAAAUAAAUGGAGAUGACAAUUUACUUUGCGAUUUCCUUUUAAAAAUUGGUUGGCAGUGAUUUAUAUUUACAAACACGCAUAAGCAUAUAUUUACCAUCUAAAACUAAAGACAAGGGGGGCUGUUAACGGCGAUAAAUAUUACUAUAGAAUAGGGGUAAAGUACCUGUAUAACCCUUUGAUCAAUUUUUUCUCACCAAGUCAAUAAUUUUUUUAUUGGACCAGAGUCACGUUAAAUGAGACCAUUUUACUAGUCCCACUGAUUUAUAAACGUGUCAUUUUCAUACAUUUAUAUGUUGUGCUAGCAAGAUUCCUUUGAAGUAGGGUAUUUUCAUUUAUAAAUAAAUCCUGGGCAACUUCACAAACACCUGUCGACACAAAUUAUUUCAUUUAGAUGUUAUAUGGUCUUUUAUAGAGAUGCAUUUCACAAAUAUAGUUUUACGGGGAGCAAAACGACUUUUGGUUGCUACGUUCAACUUGUUCUUUAUAUGUUGAAAUAAUGUUAAAUUUUGAAUUAUAGUAUUUAUUUAGCAUGUAGCUUUUGCAUGCAGCUUUGAAACAAAUGGUCCCAGAACCAUUAAACAUAGACAAGCAUAACUUUAAACUCGGUCAAAAUUUUCCGGAUUAAUAUUCUUGACUCGUCCAAGUUAAAUGAUCUUGAGGACAAACGGUUCCCUACAGAAUCCUCAGAAAACAUUUUUAUUUACACACCCCAUGAUGGUGUGGUGUACAUGCACUGAUAUAUUAUCGUUUUAAUUCUUGUCAUACUGUGACAAACAGUUCCGUUAUUUUCUCUAUGUAUCAAAUAUUGUUCGGUUUCUGUUUUAUGGUCGUUUGAUAUUUUUUAUUGUUAAUGAAGUACUGUUAUGAAUAAAGAUACUCUCACAACCUU
This is a messenger RNA of Magallana angulata, 8776 nucleotides long. Its product is annotated as voltage-dependent calcium channel subunit alpha-2/delta-3-like. Gene Ontology annotation, molecular function: voltage-gated calcium channel activity. The coding region runs from base 1935 to 5546 and encodes 1203 amino acids. The record is from RefSeq and is a predicted model, not a curated record. The transcript is spliced from 38 exons. Gene Ontology annotation, cellular component: voltage-gated calcium channel complex. Lineage: Eukaryota; Metazoa; Mollusca; Bivalvia; Ostreida; Ostreidae.